GUUCCUGGGACCAGACUAAGCCACAGAAACCAGAACCAUGUCCUCCAGGAUCAGGAUGAGAUAGUAGCUACUCCCCUCAGAAACAGGAACUUGGGCAAGGAGGCUCCUCGGUCUUCUGUGAUGCCGUCAGAGGAAGCGGGUGGUUGUGAGAACCACAGAGACUACAGCCGAAGCCAGCACUCCAAGAACCUGCACCUGUGGGUCUGACAGCGCUCAGAGGCUGACCUUGUUCACUGGCUGGCUGUGCUGGGAGGGCUGCCCUGUCCGAGACUGCUAAGGAGCACAGGCUUCUGUCCCCAGCCCAGUGUACACACUACGGGCCACAGACAGGUGCUGAGCUUCCCAAGCCAACUCCAAGAACCUCUCUGAAGGUCGUCCAGAAGGCCCUGACAUGUCCAGCUGAAGCGUGCGUUUCAGCUGAAUGUCAUCCCCAAGCCUCUGACAACAAGAAACCAAGUCCUCUCAGCAAUGUGCUUCUGAGAGUCCUGCUGAGGAAUCAUGGGAAGCCUGCCCAGCAGAAGGAAAACACUGCCAAGCGCAGGCGUGAGCCCCUGUGUCCACGGCCAGGGAGCUGGGCCCCUGCAGACAGAGAGGUGCAAGGUCACAGCUGUGGCCCUGGGCAGUUUCCCAGCCGGCGGGCAGGCUGAGCUGUCUCUGAGACUGGGAGAACCACUGACCAUCAUCUCUGAGGAUGGAGACUGGUGGAUGGUGCUGUCACAAGUCUCAGGCAGAGAGUACAGAGUGCCCAGUGUGCAUGUGGCCAAAAUCUCCCAUGGGUGGCUGUAUGAGGGCCUGAGCCGGGAGAAAGCUGAGGAACUUCUACUGCUAUCUGGAAACCCUGGAGGGGCCUUCCUCAUCCGGGAGAGCCAGAGCCGGAGAGGCUGUUACUCGCUGUCAGUCCGACUCAGCCGCCCCGCAUCUUGGGACCGGGUCAGACACUACAGGAUCCAGCGCCUUGACAAUGGUUGGGUGUACAUCUCCCCUCGCCUCACCUUCCCCUCGCUCCAGGACCUGGUGGACCAUUACUCUGAACUGGCAGAUGACAUCUGCUGUGUCCUCAAGGAGCCCUGUGCCCUGCAGAGGUGCAGCGUACUCCCUGUCAAGGACAUACCCCCACCUGUGACCGUGCAGAGGACAUCCCUCAAUUGGAAAGAGCUGGACAGCUCUCUCCUGUUUUCUGAAACUCCCACCACGGGUGCAGCAUCUCUCCUCAGCGAGGGGCUCCGAGAGUCCCUCAGCUCCUACAUCAGCCUGACCGAGGAUGUCUCCUUGGACAGUGCCAAGGGCAGAAGCAGAGGUCGAAAGGGUAACCCAGGCUGUGGCACCUAGAAGCCCAACUUAGCUCAGCCCGAGCACCCCGGAAGCAAGGCUGCUCAGUGUGGGGAGGCCUGGGGCACAGGUGCAUCUGGACUUCCACCUGGACCUCCCACUUCCUCCUCUCGGCCCUAAGAAGUUGCUUACCUCCUCCCUGGCCACGACCCUGUGGGCAACUUCGGUCUGCAGCACAGGACAGCUGGGGGUGGGCUCAGUGCUCCAAGAAGGGAGUAAACAUCCUGUGGGGUCUGUUCAGGUCCUGAUCUAGGGAAUUCCAGCUCUACCUCUGUCUCCUGCCUGUUGAGUUCCAUUCUGCAUGCUAUUAACCAGCCCUAUUUAUAAUGUAGUCAACCACUAACAUUGAAGAGGAAAAAGAAUAAUUUUAGAACAACUUCCUCUCUCACCUCAGAGGAAGACUGUGGCCCAGAAGGAAAGCAGGUGGCUAAUCGCAGCAGAUCCUCAGCUUCCAGCUCUACUUGACCCCAGAACAAGCAGGACCACUGACAGCCCAGGUCCUCCCAUGGGCCCCAUGAGCCUUCUCUGAACAGCCCCAGCUUUCAGAUCUCCAUUUCAUUCUGUAGCUUCUUCAAAACCAACCAAGCUCCUCGGCCUAGCUAUCUCGUGGCCAAAUACAGUGACCCUCCACCCCUUCUCACUAUGCAGCUCAGGCCUGUGCCUUGCCUCAGCCUCCCAGGAUCACAGGCGUGCACCCCUGCACCUGGCUCAGAGCAACGCUGGUGGAGCCAAACAUGGUGUGGGUGAGUGCAGAGCAGCGUGCAGGCGCGGGCACAAGGAGGCAGGGAGCCCUGUCCACAACACACCAAGCACAGCCCACACCAACUACACCUCAAGGUCUCUGCUGCCCACGACAAAGUCCUGGCUGCAGCAGCAAAGGCAGCAGAGCGAAAAAGGAGCUAUCU
Messenger RNA from Octodon degus (degu), 2234 nucleotides. RefSeq names its product Src like adaptor 2 (gene Sla2). The coding region runs from base 499 to 1329 and encodes 276 amino acids. Lineage: Eukaryota; Metazoa; Chordata; Mammalia; Rodentia; Octodontidae. Gene Ontology annotation, molecular function: protein binding. The transcript is spliced from 8 exons. The record is from RefSeq and is a predicted model, not a curated record.